This is a messenger RNA of Fusarium keratoplasticum, 936 nucleotides long. Its product is annotated as Lactamase-B domain-containing protein. The coding region runs from base 1 to 936 and encodes 311 amino acids. The record is from RefSeq and is a predicted model, not a curated record. The transcript has 2 exons. Lineage: Eukaryota; Fungi; Ascomycota; Sordariomycetes; Hypocreales; Nectriaceae.
AUGGCCCUCUCAACAGUCCAGGUUCACGCCCUCUCUGGAGGCCGCUUCACUCUUCCAGAAACUCAAUUCGUGAGCCCAGCGUCUAGUACAGCUCGCAAGACAGUCCCGUCGCUUUGCUUUCUCAUCCAGCAUACUUCUCCCACGACGGGUAAGACGACGCGCAUCGUCUUUGACCUAGGCGUCCGUCGGGACCCUAGCCGCUAUUCAGAGCCCAUCCGCCGUCACAUCGCCACCCGACAGCCCUUGACAACGGAUCCUGAUGUUGUCAAGAGCCUCAAGAUGGGCGGGCUGACGCCGGACGAUGUCGACUAUGUCAUAUACUCUCACGUUCACUGGGAUCACGUCGGCGAGCCGACCGAUUUUCUCCGCAGCUCCUUCGUCGUUGGGUAUGGAUCUCUUGACUUGCUACAGGGAAAUGCAUCAAAUCUACGUGGAGGUCAUUCAUUUUUCGAACCAGAGCUGCUUGAUCCGCAUCGAACUAUACAGCUUCCAGACCCAGAGGCAGCUUACAAAGCUCGGGAUGAAGCGCAGGUAUCCGGCAUCAAUUUCAGUGGGCCGUGGCGCCAGUUUGACAGCUUACCCUCAACCCUGGAUAUCUUUGGAGAUGGUAGUCUUUACAUCGUCGAUGCCCCCGGUCACCUUCCCGGCCACAUCAACCUUCUUGCACGCACCAGCGAGAACGAGAGUGACACCAAAUGGAUCUACCUUGCCGGCGAUGCCUGCCACGAUCGCCGCAUCAUGCGCCACGAAAGAGAUGUCGGACAGUGGCAGGAUGCCCAAGGCCAUACGUGUUGCAUCCAUGCUGAUCUCGAGAAAGCCAAGGCUACGAUGGAGAGGAUUAGGGACUUGGAAAGAAAAGGCAUUGAGACUAUCUUUGCGCAUGAUGUGGAGUGGGAAAUCAGCAACAGGGACAGCCAUCGUUUUUGGGGGAGUUGA